AUGAAGCUCAAUAUCGGUCUUACCACUCUUGCUAUAAGCUCCUUAGUGUCAGCUUAUUGUAUGAAAUCAAUAUUGCAACCUACAUUGCAACCCACCCUGAAACCAACGUUCGUGGAGAGCCAGGAAGCUAUCCUGAGCGAAGAAUACAUCCCUGGCAAAAACCACCUAGAAUAUUGCUCAAAACAAAAAGGGGACGAACCCUUAGAUCUUCUUGAAAUCAACAUUGAUCCCAUUGACCCAGACCUGAAUGAAUGGAACCAAGUUGAGAUAUUCGGAUUUUUGUACGAGCCACUGACGCCCGGCACCUACCUCAGAAUAACGGAUUCGAUGUCAGGUAGAGUACUUGUGAGGCCGAUUGAAAUUUUCGAGUACAUGGAAACCCUUGGCAUCGAACCACCACGAGACACUGGAGUAUUUCAUAUGAAAUUUUACUUGUUACCCGAAACCCAUUAUUUGGCAACAAAGAAGAUUACCUUGCAGCUAUACGAUAGAAACGAAAGAGAGUUUUUCUGUGUGAAGAGUCCAGUGCAGGCCAGUUAG
Messenger RNA from Blumeria graminis f. sp. triticale, 540 nucleotides. The record is from the annotation of a GenBank genome assembly. NCBI's taxonomy places the organism in Eukaryota, Fungi, Ascomycota, Leotiomycetes, Helotiales, Erysiphaceae.